Molecule: messenger RNA, 251 nt
Organism: Diabrotica virgifera virgifera (western corn rootworm)
Lineage: Eukaryota; Metazoa; Arthropoda; Insecta; Coleoptera; Chrysomelidae
Product: drosomycin-like
Exons: 1
Coding region: 4-204 (66 amino acids)
Biological process (GO): defense response
Source: RefSeq, a predicted model, not a curated record
AAAAUGAAAAUAUUUUACAUCUUCGCCAUCGUCUUCUUCGUUGCCCUUAGCACCAAAACUGCUCUUGGUGACUGUUUGUCAGGAAGAUUUGGAGGUCCGUGUGCCGUAUGGGACAACGAAACUUGCCGUAGAGUAUGUAAAGAAGAAGGCAGACCAAGUGGUCACUGCAGCCCUAGCUUGAAAUGUUGGUGCGAAGGUUGUUAGUAUUUGAAUAUUAUAUACCUACUGUUUGCAUAGACCAUUGAAACAAU